This is a messenger RNA of Thamnophis sirtalis, 3760 nucleotides long. RefSeq names its product SID1 transmembrane family member 1 (gene SIDT1). Gene Ontology annotation, biological process: RNA transport. Gene Ontology annotation, cellular component: lysosome; plasma membrane. The record is from RefSeq and is a predicted model, not a curated record. Gene Ontology annotation, molecular function: double-stranded RNA binding; RNA transmembrane transporter activity. Lineage: Eukaryota; Metazoa; Chordata; Lepidosauria; Squamata; Natricidae.
CUCGCUUGAGACAGACAUUCGGGGGCCGAGGGUGGACGGCAGCAGGGAAGCAGCGGCGGCAGAAGCAGCUCACUUCCUGGGCAAGUUCGACCGGUAGAUCAUCCGCGUUCCACCAAGGAAGGCAGGCAGGCAGGCAAGCGCUUCACCUGCCCGUUUCUCUUCCUUCCUUUCUAGAGGACCGAGGACUCCGCGCCUGCGAUCCCAGGCUGGAUGCGAAGCCGAGACAGCAGCCACCGGGAGCCUCGGCGGGUUUGUCUUUAAAGUUGAGUCCAGGGAGAUCGAUCGGCGUCAUCCUUCCGAAGUCCGGAGAAAGCCGGCCUCGCUUCGCCACCCAGAGGAGAAGAUCCACUGACCACGCCUCGACCCACUGCGGAUGUCCCUCUGAAAUGAGCCAGGUGGCAAGGAAGGAGGGCGUGGGAAGCCCCGGGCGCGGCGAGCGGCCGGCCGCGGCUGGAAGGCAGCGAGGUAGCGAGUAAACAGAGGGCGGCCAGGCCCUGGGCUCGCGGAACUCGCCCCGGUCGCUCUCCUUUCGGCAGCCUCUUCCACUGCGGCGGAGAUGAGCGGCUGGGCAGGGCUGGCCGGGCUCCUGCUGGCCGUGGCCGGAGCUCAGAAGCAGCUACUGCAGCCGCCGAGUAGCCUUCGCCCUGCCUCCGCGGAACACGCCGCGCAGUUCGACCACGUCUUGAACGGGACGGUCAACCGAGGCACGGAGCGGCUGUACUCGUUCAACUACACCAGUAAGGCAGGCCAGGCGGAUGCCCUCCGUGUUACCGUGAAGAGUGACUCCGAAGAUGAUCAGUACCCUGUCUUGUUUGUAGUUCGGCAGCAAAAGGGGGUGCUGUCCUGGCAGCUCCCACUCAUUUUUCAUGGGCUCUACCAAAGAAGUUACAACUACACAGAAGUCAGCCGUACCCUCUGCCCAUCUGAGUCUGUACCUCAAAAUGGAUCUUCCGAGCAAAUCGUAUUUAUAAAUGUCGCUUCCAUGGCUCCUUAUAAUGCUCACUAUCAGCUGCAAGUUACCAAGAUUAAGAACUUCCAACUUAGCAUGAAUUCUACUUUUAUAUUCACUGCCAGCCCCUCUCAGCCACAGUACUUUUUGUACCAGUUCCCUCCUGAUGUGGAUUCUGUCAUUGUCAGAGUGGUUUCUAAGACAAUCUAUCCCUGCUCUGUGGUCUCCAUCCAAGAUAUUGUGUGUCCCGUUUAUGAUUUGGAUUAUAAUGUGGAAUUUAAUGGAGUUUACCAAUCCAUGACAAAGCAGGCAGCUCUCACUGUGCAGAAAAAGGACUUCCCAAGCAAACAGUUUUUUGUUGUAUUUGUCAUAAAGCCAGAGGACUAUACCUGUGGUGGUUCAAGACCACUCUCCAUUCAAGGAAAGACUAACUACACAUGGAACCUUCAACGAAUGAAGCAUCUUGAAGUGACAGUGUUACCUUCAGUUAAAGGAACUGUUUAUAUACAGGCCAUCCUUUUCAGUUUUCUGACUUUCUUCUCCUUCUAUCUGGGUGCACUAGUGGUUGGAUUUGUGCAAUAUAUCAGAUUUCGUAGGAAAACAUCAAUACUUGAUGAUGAUGAAUCAAACUCCAGUGGAGGUCAAGAAUUAUCAACUCUAGGUCGUAGGCCUCCUUGUGGCAGUGAUACAGACAGCUCAGUAGAAGAGGAGAGUGAUUUUGACACUAUGCCCGAAAUUGAAAGCAACAAGAAUGUAAUCCGCACUAAGAUGUUCCUUUAUCUGUCAGAUCUAUCCAGAAAAGAUCGGAGAAUUGUAAGCAAAAAGUAUAAAAUUUAUUUCUGGAAUAUCAUCACAAUUGCUGUUUUCUAUGCCUUACCUGUGAUCCAAUUGGUGAUCACAUACCAGACGGUAGUGAAUGUGACUGGAAAUCAGGACAUCUGCUAUUAUAACUUCCUUUGUGCUCAUCCGCUGGGAGUCUUAAGUGCUUUCAACAACAUCCUGAGCAACAUUGGCCACAUGUUGCUGGGUGUCCUUUUCCUGUUGAUUGUGUUGUGCAGAGACCUUCUUCAUCGGCGUUCCUUGGAAAAUAAAGACAUCUGUGCAAUGGAAUAUGGGAUCCCUAAGCAUUUUGGCCUCUUCUAUGCCAUGGGUGUCGCUUUAAUGAUGGAAGGUGUCCUCAGCGCUUGCUACCACGUCUGUCCAAACUACACUAAUUUCCAGUUUGACACAUCUUUCAUGUAUAUGAUUGCAGGAUUGUGUAUGCUAAAACUCUAUCAGACUCGCCACCCCGACAUCAAUGCCAGUGCUUACUCAGCCUAUGCAUCCUUUGCAGUGGUUAUUUGCCUUGCUGUAGUUGGAGUGGUUUUUGGGAAAAAUGUGUGGUUUUGGGUCCUCUUCUCCAUCAUCCAUGUUGUGGCCUCUCUUGGUCUUAGCACCCAGAUUUACUACAUGGGUCGUUUCAAGAUAGAUGUCUCUGAUCCAGACCUUGGGAUUUUUCAACGUAUAGCUAUAGUAUUGUACACAGAUUAUAUACAACAAUGCAGCCGACCCAUGUACAUGGACAGAAUGAUUUUGCUUGUUGUUGGGAACUUGGUUAAUUGGUCUUUUGCAAUUUUUGGACUAGUAUAUCGGCCAAGGGAUUUUGCCUCUUACAUGCUGGGCAUUUUUAUCUGCAAUCUUUUGCUAUAUCUUGCCUUCUAUGUCAUCAUGAAGCUCCGCAGUUCAGAGAAGCUAUUGCCUUUCCCGCUCUUUUGUAUUGUGGCCACAGCUGUGGUUUGGGCUGCAGCUCUUUAUUUCUUUUUCCAGAACCCCAGUAGCUGGGAGGAAACUCCAGCCCAGUCUCGUGAAAAAAACCGACCAUGUAUUGUUCUGGGAUUCUUUGAUGACCAUGAUAUCUGGCACUUCCUCUCAGCUGCUGCCUUGUUCUUUUCAUUCUUGGGCCUGCUGACCUUGGAUGAUGACUUGGAUUCUGUGCCAAGGAACAAGAUUCCUGUAUUUUGAGCUACAGGAUAAUUAUAGUGUUUGAUCCUUCUCGGUGAAAUGUGCCAUGUGGAGCAGUCAGAACAGACCACCAAGUACACAUUGGAAAGAACCUUCUUGGAAGCAAUUCCCAUAUAGGAAAAAAACAACAGCAAAAUCAUAUCCUCAACAUCAGCUGGAUCAGAUCUAUAGUAUAAUAAUGCAUUAUAUUGAGACUAAUCAAGCUGAGGUGUUCAUAGGCUCCCUGAGGCCAUUCUUCACUUUCUUAUAAUGGGGUUUAUUCCCAGCAUUGUAGUUUCUGAGUUUGUAAUUUACUAAAUGCACACUGUAGCCCUUUUGGCUACAGUGGAACGUUGGUAUUCAAUUGCUUUGAAACUCAUUGAAUUUGGUACUCAAUGCAUUUUGACACAAUUUUUUAAUCCCAGUACUCAUGUUUGUUUGGUACUCGAUGCAUAAGCUAGAAUUUGUUGGGGUCAGUUGCCUUGUGACUCACUAUAUUAUUCCUUAUGGGAGAAAUUUGUUUGGUACUCAUUGUGUUUGGUACUUAUCGUGCCUCCUGGAACCAAUUAAUGAGUAUGAAGGUUCCACUGUACUUAUGUUCUGUUGCUUGAUUAGUCAGAAUUACUUUAUGCAAUACAUUUAAGAUCGUGCAAAAUAACUGUUAUGUGGGUAAGACAGAAAAGACCCAAUUGUCUCCCCUAUUGCUUAAUCCCAGAAUUAUAUUCAGGGGAUGCUGUGUAGAUGUUUGUGCCAUGCUUUGCUAAAUUUAAAUUAAAGCAUGUCUCAGUAUUAUCAAUUUGAAUUACUUAAAAGUGUUUAACCUUUAAGUAU